AGGCGGUUGCUAUAGUGUAGUGCGUAGCCAGCUCGUAGCAACUCCUAGAGUUCUCUGUUGAAAAUCGCCGAAACGCGCGCGGUUUCGGAUAGUUCGCUGUUUUCCGAUGGUCUCGGGUUAUAGAUUUCUGUUAUCGGUUCAAUAAACUGAAAUAUGAUGUGUUGGUAAAUAUUGAACAUCGCGUGGGGUGAUGCUGACUUGUGCGGUCUAAGCACAGAAAAAAAAGUCGAGUGUGAAUAAAAGUCAUGCGAGGAAUGCAGGCAACGCGAAAAACAGAUAAUUUACAACCGUCGAAAUAAUGUGUUGAUUUUAUAUAGAACUCGCUAUGCCAUGAGGAUUUCCGCAACUAAGUUUUACCGAUGAGGUUUUGUUUUAUUUCGGUAAUUUUUACCAUUUUAAAUAGUUUUUCUACUGGUAAGUGAAAAGAUUAUCGGAGCAAAUAAAGCUGUACAUAAGUUAAAAUGUAAAGCUCCAACUAUCCCCAGAGGCAAGUGAUCUUGCAAAAAGCCAAGCAUAGAAUCGGUGCGACAAAGUGGUACCAGCUUAAAACAAAGCGAAAAAUUUGAUGCAAUACAGUUUUCUUCCUGUUUCGUUUACUGCUUGCCGUUUUUCCUCAACUUGUGGACAAUAAUCACACGGUGUAUGUGUUAGUGCUGGUGAAAAUCGUAAAAGGAACCCCACUUCUGACAAGGAGCCGCUUAGUCCAGCUACGUCUAUUACGAACAUCGCGAUUUUACAAGUGUGUACAACGACGAGGAGCUUUUCGCUUGGAGUAGUAUUAGUACACUAAGGAUAUACACAGCUGUUGGCUUGGCAGUGCUUGUGUGACCAAUUUUCCACGUUAGUGUGUUGGUAGAAGAGGUAAUUGUAGUUCAGUGAAACAUACUCUAAAUACAUGACUCCUAAUGGAAAAUAAAAAGGAACACACACUGUGUGUUUUGUAAAUCGCAUCGAACGAAAACUGCUAGGAUAUCAACAAAACGUAAACCAAGUCGCCUCGACGGAAGCUGACAGUCUAGUUGCGCCCAGUUCCGACCACCCAAUCGUUACCACCCAAAAUCGUUGCGACUGAUAGACGUCUCAUCAGUAACAGGUAGAGCACACAACAACCUUGUUGCGUUGGUAAGACUGCUGCAACACUCAACCCAAACAAUUUCCUCAAAGCGGGGCCUCACCGCAACAACAACAACAACAACAACAACAGUGCCACUGAAUCCGCAGGACUGACUGAUUUCCGGACCGACGACGGGCGGAGGUCACAUUUGCCGCACUUCCAUCCGCAGCAUCAAGGGAACCGAAACCAAAAACGCAACCGACUGCCGAGCAUCCAGGAAGCAAGUUUUAUUUUCCUCUCGCACCGAUUAUCGGUGCGCUAUCCAGGACCGAGGAACCUUGUUGGCGUCGCACUAGACGUAGGCUCUGCGAACAGCACGCCGAGGAGCCUUCCUCCUCUAGCGUGACAAACGAGACUCUACCGAAAGACUUGAUCAGUGCUCCUACUAGUAGUACUAUUACCGAUCUAUUAUUACCAGAGCGAUACCAUCAGCUGCGGAACGCAAAAUCCUACACCGAUCUUCGUCGUAUUUUGGAUCGUAAUGGAAAAUACUACAUCGGCAACGUAAUCGGUCAGAACGGUCGAAAACUGAAUGGAAACCGUAAAUGCGACUACAGCAAUGGCCGGCAUGCAAAAGGUGGCCUUGCAAAGCGACAAACAGCGACUGAACGUUGUGCAAAAAAAUUGGGUCAGCUAGGUCAUCAGCAGUGGGGUGAAAAGGAUGGUGGAAAAGUGUUCACUUGUGUUCGAAAGCGUAAACAGGACAGUUGGAAUAGCGCUAGUAGCGCUGAAAGAGGAUUAGCGAGCUUAGGAAAAACAGGUACAGGCUACUAUUGUGUAAGCAUUCAGUGGUAUUUGGACUAUUUGAGUGAGUGUGCGCAACGUGCGGAAAAACUGAAAGAACGGUUCGUGGAGAAGAAAGUGCUCUACCCGAAGUUGAGAACAGUGAUCAAAAUACAGCGAUCCAAUACAGAAGAGCUAGACCAAGAGGAGGCUUUCGACGAAUUGUUUCCUCGACGAAACCUUAUCCGAAACUUUAUUAUGGACAAUCAAGACGUAAAAUUAUAUCAGGAAAAAUCUCAAAAGCUGCGAAAUAUUAUUGAUGACUUUUACCGCUUAAAACUAGAUGCAGGGGAUAUCAAACGCGAAGCGAUUCCAAAAAUUAUUCUGACUGAUUAUUCAUCUUGUCCAACACAACCUAGCGAAGACAUUAUAAACAGUGGAUCCAAAAUAGUGUACAAUAAUAAUGAAAAUACUUUCUCAAAAGAUACCGAAAGUGUGCAUAGAAACAGUGAUAAUCAUCUAAACAACAACAAUAGUUGUUUUCUACAGCCUCAUUUUAUCAACCCUAAACUCGAUACCCAGCUUGAUGUUCCGCCAGUGAACGGCUACGAAAGUGAAGCAAGGCCACCGUAAAAUUGCACAUCCCUGCUGAUCUGCUAAUACCUACUAUACAAAUGAUUUAUAUCCUUAUUUGCACUAUCGUAAAUCAUCAUCAUCUUCAUCGGAACGGUCUCCUGCAUAAACCAUCAGCGGAAGGAGUGCCCGGCAAUAAAACCGGCAGAGUCCCAGAAGAAUAGAAACUUUUGGGGCGACAAACCAUGGUUUCAAUUAUGGAUAUCGAACCCAAAAGACAAAUCUGUGAUAAUCGUGCAACACUGUCGCAAAGUGCUGUUAGUCAAAAAUCAAUCGAUCUGGAAAUUCCAAUUCCACUCAAAUCGCCAACCACAUCGCCCACCUCUCCAGUGUCCGGAGCUGGUUCGGGAAGCGGGAGCACACUUUCCCCCACGACGACAACGACAGUGACGGUUGCACCGAGCGUAACCGUGACGGACACCGAACUGGCCAAACGGGCCAUGAAACUGGACCUGAUCGAGGCCCAGAGCAAUUCGACAGCCAGCGUUAGCGGUACCAGUGCGGCCAGCACGGCCACCACCGGUACCACCACCACACAUUCCUCGACGUCCCAGUCGGCCGCCACUACCACCACCGCCAUCAUCAUGAAGCACCGGAAGCUGAAGGAGCGCACGUUCAGCGACGAGCUCGGAUCGCCAAAGUCGCCGGCGGCGACGAUAGACGUUGUAGACGAUCGCAAGGCACUACGGGACGCACUGUACCAGGGCAUCUUUCACCGGCACCGGCGGACCAUCUUUGCCGUCGGCAGUUUUCUGCGGAUGCUGAAAAGCCGCAGCUCCAGCUACAACACCAUUCGCAGUUCUUCGGAGGGAGAGGACGACACACGAUAAACACACGGGGAAGUUAACCGGGACCGGGGCCGCCGCCCGUCCGCCGUACACCUCGUACUGAAUGUGACUGCAAAGAAGAAGAAGAACAAAAAGAAAAAGAAGAAAAAAAUGAUACAGGUAAACUUAUGAUCGAAGGAAGCCUGCCUCCCCCAGAUGGAGGGUCCACGUUAGAUACUAGCCGAUUAGAUUGUUUAGAUGAGAUGAGGUUGCCGCUAGAUUGGGAGUGAAUAGGAAUGUUAGUGUUUUAUGAUCAAUAGACGGGUAGCAAGCAAAUCCAACAACAACAUCAAUAAAUAUGAAUGGUAAUCGCAAACGGAACUGUGUACCGGUAGAUAUUUUGUUUUAUAUCAUAUUUUACGUUAGGUUGCUUAGCCCUACAAUCAAUUUUUAGUGCAGCCAAUUUUUGAAUCGAAUUACAAUUAAUUCGAUCGUAAUUUUAAAUCAAGCAUCAGCUUUUGCGUUUCUCAGUACGCUAAUAGGGUAAAGGUGUAAGUGAAGUAAGUUAGGUACAAAGUGUUGUUAGCAAUUAUCCUGUUUGUGAUGUUUCCCAAUCUUACAAUCGGUUGAUUAUAGUAAAGUUACUUCAUUUUGUUUUGACAUCGUCAAACAAGUCUACACGAAGGUGUGUUCUAGAUGGAAUAUUGUUGAUUAUCCGUUUUGCCAAAACAACCACCAAUUAAACUGUACGAUGAAUCAUCUAAACGCAGACAAACGUAUUGCCUAUGGCAAUACGAGAAACCAAACAACAAAACCUUGUAAAGCGUCGAUAGUCCAACCGUGCGGAGGCACGUCCUCUUUUG
Messenger RNA from Sabethes cyaneus, 4100 nucleotides. RefSeq lists its product as uncharacterized. NCBI's taxonomy places the organism in Eukaryota, Metazoa, Arthropoda, Insecta, Diptera, Culicidae. The record is from RefSeq and is a predicted model, not a curated record. The transcript is spliced from 4 exons. Bases 2656 to 3300 code for a protein of 214 amino acids.